Molecule: messenger RNA, 489 nt
Organism: Carassius gibelio (silver crucian carp)
Lineage: Eukaryota; Metazoa; Chordata; Actinopteri; Cypriniformes; Cyprinidae
Product: ribonuclease P protein subunit p29-like
Exons: 5
Coding region: 1-357 (118 amino acids)
Biological process (GO): tRNA 5'-leader removal; rRNA processing
Cellular component (GO): ribonuclease MRP complex; ribonuclease P complex
Molecular function (GO): ribonuclease P RNA binding
Source: RefSeq, a predicted model, not a curated record
AUGGGGCACAAGGCAGUGCCUCUGUCUGAGCUGUGGAAACAGUACAUUGUGAAUCUGUGUAAUGGAUUGAAACCAGGAAGCGACCCACAGAUGAUCCAGCAGAAGCUCUUGAAAGCAGAUUUCCACAGUGCUGUCUUAACAGUUGUCAGAUCAAAAUGCCCUUUGUAUGUUAAACUGAAGCACAUCUUCAAAAUCAUUACAGAAGAGGACAAACUGAAAGUUAUCCCAAAGAGGAAUGGUGUGUUCAGUGUGGGGAUUGGUGAUUUUGUGACACACAUCUAUGGCAGCAAGUUUGAACUGUGCUCCAGUGAGCGGUCAGCAGAGAAAUUCAAAGUAAAAGGAACUAUUGACUUGUAAUGGGGCAUUUUAAACAUCAUGUCUUUCUGUAACAGUGGACUCAUCCUGGAGAUUUAACAGAAGACAUUUAAUCAUUGAUCCUCUUAUUGUUAUUACUCUUUAUAUAAAGCUUUGACCAGGUUUGAAAAUAUG